CAAUGCAGUUAAGUACAAGGACAAACGGAGAAAAUUGGUGCAACAGGACCCGAAUGAGAGAGUCAAAGUAGCUGGUGACAGAGUGGAAGACAUGACUAUGAUUAUGAAGCUAGACCAAGUCUUUGAUGACUAUGAGAAUCAAAAGGGCAAAGCAGGACCUCUUGGGAUGCAUGGAGGAAAGGGCUUUGAAGAAAGACUAGUCAACUUGGAAAACGGGAUUGAACGUACCAAUGAUGCCCUGGAUUGGAUGAUCAGUGCUCUUUCAAGUCUUUCAAGUAGCGUUAAUAGGGAGGUCAAAUUGGCACCACCCAAACUCAAGGACAUCCAAAGAAGAGAAGAUUCUGUAGACAUUGCAGAGGAAGUACCGGUAUCUAGACUUGAAGUGCCUGUCUCCCUAGAAGCUUUAGGUAUCAUGAUUCAUGAGAAGUCACGGGCCAGUCCCUAUCCUGGGACAGCGAUGAAAAGAUACCCUGUCCCAGACGACAAGGUUCCUUGGGAGACCGCUUUCCCGCAAUACACACCGGUGCAAUACACUCAUCGGAGUGUAGAGGCAGGUCCCCACUGGGCAGACAUUGAUCUCAUGAGUAUGCCAAAGAACUCACGUCCAGUACUCCUCUACAAUCAGAUGGAUGAGAAAUGUAAAUACAACAGGAGGAGUCGCAUGAAGGAGUACCAAAUCAAAGACGGGCUUCCACUAAAUCCCAAAGGACGUACAGGACUCAGUGGUAGGGGUCUACUAGGGAGAUGGGGUCCUAACCAUGCAGCUAAUCCCAUAGCAACAAGAUGGAAGAGGAAGCCAGAUGGAGACAUCUUAAUGGAUGAAGACAAGCCAGUCCUAGAGUUCAUUGCUAUACAGAGAGUGGAUAAUCAGCAAUGGGCAAUACCAGGUGGUAUGGUAGAGCCAGGUCAUUUGGUCGGUGAGACUCUGAAGAGAGAGUUUGGAAAGAAGGCCCUGGGUGCUCUCAACAAGACAGACGAAGAAGCUGCUCGCAUCGGGGAACAUGUUGAGGAGCUCUUCUCGAAUGGUUUAGAGGUAUACAAGGGUUAUGUGGACGAUCCAAGGAACACCGAUAACGCCUGGAUGGAGACGGUCGCAAUGAACUUCCACGACGAAGAUGGUUCUGGCUUUGGUUCUUUCACUCUGGAGGCUAGCGACGAUGCUCAGAGUGUAACGUGGCAGCGAGUCAGCUCCGAGAUCCCUCUAUUUGCCAGUCACACAGCCAUACUCACGAAGGUAGCCGAGUUACACAAAGCCGCAUUCUAAAGUAACACCCGUCCUCUGUAGGGGCAGGUGGCCCGGCAGCAACGAAGCCUUCAGCCAGUCACGUCUUUCUGCAAGGUGCCUUUGGGGUAGUUUUCAUACCUCCACUCAUUUUUAUCCCGUGCGUGCGUCCGUUGGUAACAAAUUUGGUUUCCAAUCGAUAACUUGACGGAUUGACGGAUUUUAAUGAAAUAUGAUAUGAAGGUACAUGAUA
Strongylocentrotus purpuratus (purple sea urchin) is the source of this 1475-nucleotide messenger RNA. RefSeq names its product transient receptor potential cation channel subfamily M member-like 2. The record is from RefSeq and is a predicted model, not a curated record. Bases 92 to 1264 code for a protein of 390 amino acids. NCBI's taxonomy places the organism in Eukaryota, Metazoa, Echinodermata, Echinoidea, Camarodonta, Strongylocentrotidae. Gene Ontology annotation, molecular function: ADP-ribose diphosphatase activity. The transcript is spliced from 10 exons.